This is a messenger RNA of Branchiostoma floridae (Florida lancelet), 1122 nucleotides long. RefSeq names its product N(G),N(G)-dimethylarginine dimethylaminohydrolase 1-like. Gene Ontology annotation, biological process: arginine metabolic process; positive regulation of nitric oxide biosynthetic process. Gene Ontology annotation, molecular function: amino acid binding; dimethylargininase activity. The record is from RefSeq and is a predicted model, not a curated record. Bases 65 to 883 code for a protein of 272 amino acids. The transcript has 6 exons. Lineage: Eukaryota; Metazoa; Chordata; Leptocardii; Amphioxiformes; Branchiostomatidae.
CUAUAUAACAGAGGCGCCUGCAGUCAUAUACAGGGGGCCAUCAGAGUAUUUCAAUACUAGAAACAUGGCGGACAUCUGGAACUUUCCCGAGUUCACACGGGCAGUCGUGCGAGAGGUUUCAGAUAACGUCAACAACGCAACGCGAAGCCCGAUUUCCACGGAAGACAUUGACCUGGACAAGUGCCGGGCUGAGUGGGAACUCUACGUGCAGACGCUACGGGACCUGGGUCUGGACGUGACGGUGAUUCCGCAAGACCCCAGCCUGCCCGACUGCAUGUUCGUGGAAGAUUCAUGCAUCGUGGUUGGAGACACGGCGCUCAUCACGAGGCCCGCAUGCGGACCCAGGCAGGGGGAGACAGCGAUAAUGGAAGAGAUCAUGGCGAAUCUCGGGCUAAAAGUAAAAGUGGUAGAAAGUGAUACAGCCACCCUGGAAGGCGGUGACGUCAUUUUUACAGGCAAGGAGAUAUUCUGCGGCGAUUCGGUGUUGAGUAACGAGGAGGGGUUCGCCAUCUUGCAGGAGACUUUCCCUGACUACCCGUGCCACUCCAUCUUUGUGGAGUAUCCGGAGUUCCAUCUGAAGGGGUACAUGGCGCUGGCUGCUCCGGGGGUGAUCGCCACGUGUGAUAAUGAGUGGGGGCAUCCUGGCUGGAAGGACAUCUGCGACACCUCCAACUACACUUACAAGCCCCUUUGGAUUCCUGACGACUUUGGUAACAACUGCAUGUUCAUCAACGGCAACAUCAUACACACUACAGAUGACCAGAAGCCGGACACUUAUGCGGUGUUCAAGAAACAGAUGGCUGACUACAACCUGAUCGCCAUGCCGACGGAGGAGGUCAGCAAGGUUGACGCAGCCCUGACGUGCCAGUCUAUCCUGUUCUGAGCACAGGCCAUACGUACCCGGAAGGAUUUGGUUAUGUGGAUGCCAUCAAGUUUCGGCCGUUUAAAAAAGUCUAGAUCGUCCACCAUGCCGUAUAUUGUUGAAUCCAGCUAAAAUGAGCAAGUGUAUGCCGUGUAUCAAUCAAAUAUACCACAAAAUAUACUAAUAUUAUAGAAUGCCAACGUCAAUUCCAAGGUCUAACGAGAAGAUGUGAAAGAACAAAAUGAAACAAUUGUUCAGUA